AUGCCGGCGCGCAGCGGCAACGCGGUCGUCGUGGACCCCGCCGCCCCGCAGCCUGCGGCCCAAGCAGCCCCGGGGGCACGCGCCAACGGCACGCUCUACACCGUUGACGUGGGCAUCCAGAUGAUUGGGGUCAAAAUCGCUGGCAAGGUGGUGCACGACGCCGGCGUGCGGUUCACCCUCGCCGACGCGGCGUCCUUGCAGCCCGGUCAGCCGCGCCUGGCGCAGCGCCGCGCUUUGUCUACGGUGACCCAGCGCGCUCGGGAGGAGCUCGCCCUGCCGGAGAAGCCGCGCAACGUGGAGUACAUGAACCGCGGCCUCAUGCCGCCUCAGAGCACCGCGAACCCCUACCAGGACCGGCCCGCUCUGCCCGAGGCAGAAUCCCGUCGUUUGCGGCUCCUGGUGGAAGGCUCCGCAGAAUCCAAACGACUGGCAGACGAGAUCCUCUCGCAGUUCGCGGUUGGGGCCGACGUUUUCUUCUUUGUCCACGGUCGCGCUGGCACCGGGAAGUCCACCCUCGCCAACUAUCUCACGCACGCUGCCGAGUCCACGCAGCACGCGGUGCUCAACGUGGCCACUACUGGCCAGGCCGCUCUCCAACUGGCCCACGGCGCUACUGCCCACUCCACGUUCGGCAUCCCCACGACAGAUGACGAAUACCUCACUUCUACUGUGACGCCCAACACUGCGAAAGCCCGCAUGCUGGCACAAACGAAGCUCCUGCAAUGGGACGAAUGGCCCAUGGCCAAGAGGGCUUCGUGGGACUGCGUGGUGCAGCUGCUGCAGCGCCUGCGAGCUGACCUAUCCGACGUGUACGUCCCGAAGCACUGCGUUCGCGCGUCCCCAACGUGGGCCCGCUUCAACGUGCGCCACCUGCACCGUGCCCACCGGACCGCCGCCGACGCCAAGUUCACGGAAUGGCUGGAGACCAUUGGCAACGGCACGUGCCCCGCUCCUCACACCUGGAACGGGCACACUGGCUACGUGGCAUUAUCUGGCCUCCCGAUGGUGGACUCUGAGCAGGAGGCAGUCGACUUCGCAUUCCCCACCUUGCAUGACCCCCAUCGCUGCUCCAAAGCCAAGAUCGUGGCCACGACGAACGACAAGGUGGACCACUUCAACGCCCUCAUCCUCAACAGGCUCGUCAUGGACCACGGGCUUUCUGACCAUUCCCACUACAGCGCUGACAGUGUCGAGGUCGACGCCAACUCCGUAUUGGAUGAUUCCAUGACCACCGAGUUCCUGAAUACCCAAUCCCACCUGGGCGUCCCCCCGCACCGCGUGCGGCUGGUCCGCGGAGGCCUCUACGAGCUCAUGCGCAACCUCAACAGCAAGGAACGCUUGAUGAAUCACACGCCCGUUAUUCUGAAAGACGUUCAUCGGUUUCACGUUGUGAUUGCCGCGCUCGACCAGCGCGAGUACCCUAUUCCGCGCAUCAUCUUCCAGUGGGCUCUCGGUCGGGGUGCCUGCACUGUGCUGAGGCGACAGCUCCCCCUGCGCCCCGCGUACGCCUCCACGUUCAAUGGGGCGCAGGGCGCGACGCUCGAGAGAUGCGCCGUGGAUGCGCGGGCAGACCCCUUCGCCCACGGCCACCUGUACGUUGCUCUCGGUCGCGUGUCUCACCGGAUGGAUUUGCGAAUCCUAUCUUUUCCGGACCGGCGCACGCCUCAAGGCGAGCCUCUCAUCCGGAAUGUGGUGUGGAAAGAGCUGCUCCUGCCCCAUGGCCCAGCUCGCAGCAGCGGCGGCCCGCUUGCGGGCGCGGAGCUUCCCAUGAAAC
Molecule: messenger RNA, 1774 nt
Organism: Prorocentrum cordatum
Lineage: Eukaryota; Dinophyceae; Prorocentrales; Prorocentraceae
Source: the annotation of a GenBank genome assembly